AUGGAAAAGGGCGGGAAGAGAAAAAUGAAGGAUGAUAGGGUCGGAAAAGAUGAACAGGAAGGCAACGAAAAAAAGAAAAAAAAAAGUAAAAUGGAGGCGAACCCGACAAACGAUAAGAUCCACAGCUGUCUGAACAUUCACAACAAUAUACUGAAAAAAAUGCUUAACGAGAACAAACGAAAUUUUGAAAAAAUGGACAAUGAGGAGACUAUGUACAAAAAAAUAAAGGCUAGCAUUACUUCGCUCAAUGUGUCAAGUGUUCUAAUGGACCACUAUGAUUCGUUUAUUUACUACGAAAAGAACAAAAUCGACUUCCUUCUUCCCGAGUUGGAUAAUAUAGUUAAUUCGUCCAACUUGGAUGUUCUCAAGGGCCUAAGCGAGUUAUGCUUUUACCCAAUUUACCACGAAACGCUGAGAAAAAGAGUACUCGAAUGGCUAGCCAAAGACCGUGGGAAGAAACAAAGCGAUAAGGAAGAUACCGAGAAUAUGAACAUGUCUUAUUGGUUUAGUCUGAAUCUCCUCCUGACGUAUUUGAUUUACAAAAAUGAUGAGUACUCCAGUUAUUCAUCCCUAGUUCAUCUGAAUUUGUUGCAGUGGAUGCACCUUGACAAAAGAAGGUUACACUUCCGCCUUUUUACACUGAAAGGAAUUCUCAAACGCUUCGUGACUUGCUCCUUCUACUUCAACGACCAAGGAAUGUCGAAAGUGAAGAAGGUGGACAUCGAGGAUGUGAAAAAUGAGAAAGAAUGGAUUGUCCUAAAAAAUGUAUUCAUGGCUCUACACGAAAGCAUAGAAUAUCUAGAUGUAAGCAACUUGGUGAACAUUAACGAUAAGAAUUGUAUCUUUGAGUUAAUCAAAUUUUUUCUCGAAUUAUUAAAGAAGCCACUAAUUCAUUGUAUCCAUAUAUUAUGCAUUAACUACCUCAUAAGAAUAGUGAGAAGAUGUUACGACUUGAGGUUCUCUUACAACAUCAACGUAGAGCUGUAUGACAUCGGCCCGGAGGUUAAUAUCUUUGUAAAAAUAGUGAACCUAAUUUUUGCAAAGAUAUUAUUACUCUUGAAGGAGACAAGGAUGGAAGAUAAUACAUACUCUAUUGAUCACAUUAAUAAAAUGAAUAACUUAAUUAUUUUGUUUUUCACGAACGUUGUAAACAGUUGCAUUCGAGUCAUUGUUCCUGAAGUGCUUUUUAACGAGAAGUUAAAACGGGAAUACUUGUCUGCCAGGGAAGGGACUUCAUCUGUGGAGAAUCAAGUGUUCUUCGAGGAUCAGAUUGUGGCAAAUGCAUGCAAUCCUGUGUUCUCCUUCAUCGAAAUAUUUAUCAUUAACAACCAUGACUGGAGCGAAAGGAAUCUCUUCCUCGACUUAAUCAAAACGUUAGUGAAGUUGUGCAGGAAAAUAGAAAGCAAAUACAAUAUCAUGCGAAUUAUAUGCGAUGAGUACAUGCUCUUCGUUAAGGGGGACGACAGUAAGAAGAGAGAUGCUAGAUUUUUGGAUAAGAACUAUUUAAGGGUUCGGAAAAUUAGCAAAAAGAGGAUCGACUCCAGUGCAUCUUUCACGCUGGAGGAUGAUUGCAGCUCAUCCAUGUGUUCCGAGUCGGAGGAAGAUUUAUACGAAGGGGGGGAAGCGGAGGAGUACACGAUGCCUGGCGUAUCGAGUGACGAAGCGGACAACGCCGAUCCGAUCGAUGGUGCGGAGGAAAAUCGGGAACAAAUCCCCCCAGAGAGCCACAGGAGGAAGAAGAGAAAAACGAAUAUAUGGGCAACGAAAAAUAGAAUACAAAACAGGAGAACGUCCAUCCUUGUAAUGGAUCAUAAAAGCUACACCAUCACCUACGAGUCGGUGAUGGUGAGGUAUCUUAAUAUUCUUAUAAAAUAUAUAAACUGCGAAAAGUAUCAAAUAAGGGGUAUCAUUCUGGACCUAUUCUUAGCAUUAAUGAAGAAAAAAAAAACGAACAAAAAUGAGUCGAUUUUCUUGAAAUUAUUUAAAUUAUUUUUAGAAAGGUUAGAAGACCCUAACAUGGUUGUCAGGGCAAAGGCACUAUCCAUUUUGGGAAUCUUAACGAAUAGAAAAUAUCAUGAAAAUAAUUCACUUGUCUAUAAGUUUAUAUUUAAUAAAACGAAGGAGAAGAUUAACAUGUACAAAAUAAUUUCAGGAAAUAUUCUUAGUCAUAAAAGUAACAUUCGAAAACUUACGGUGCAAUAUAUAGAGGCUAUUUUCGAAACUCUCAUAGGAAAAAAAUUAAGCUAUAAAUUAUUUUUAAUUUUUAUUUCUAAUUAUAUGUACUGUUUGUCCCUAGACGCCAUGUCAUCUGUGAGAAGACAAGUUCUUCUGACGGUUAAUAAUUUAUUUGUUAAUGCUAGUGAAGAUUUGUAUAUAGCGAAAAUGUGGCUGUCCAUCAUCUUGGUUGCCAUAACGGAUAUAGAAGAAACGGUAAAAGAUGAAGCCAUUUCAAUUUUCUUAAAUACAUUUAUAAAAUCUGCUUUUCAGUGCCCCAUUUUGAAAGCAAGCGAGAAAAGAAUAAAAGAUGUUCUGGACAAAAAUAAAAUAAUAUAUUUUAGGGGAACUCAUCAAUCACGAUCGCUCUGUUCAAGUGGGCACUGCGAUCCUGGGGAGGCUGAUCACGAGAGGGGGUCCACAUUUACCAGUGAUAUGAUAAUACCAACAGAGGGAGAUUUCCAAUCUACGGAGGAAAGAAAGAAAAGCGAAAAUAAGGAUAACAUAAAUGAGUGCGACAAAAAUAACAACGGAGUGCUACUUCUUAUAGACACAUGGAAGACUUACUUCGAUGAAGAAGUAACGAACUAUUUUCUAACCUUACUGCGGACGAUGACCAAGUACGACCUACAAAACUUCAACCUCAUUAUUUUAUGCCUCAAGCGGAAGAAGAAUAACAGUUUAGAAGAAUUUAUCAGUCUGUUAAAUUCCUUUAUGUACAACUUGCGCUACUUUUCCAUCAAAAUGUGGAAUAUUUUCUUGCUCGAUUUUGUUAUAGAAUUAUCGAAGGAGUACCGGCACAGUGUGAACAUCGGAAAUAUUCUUUUCCUCCUGAGCAGGUGCUACAGGGUGUAUCUGCUGAGCACUGCGGGGGGGAAACCUAUCCACAUGGAUAGCAGUAAUGGGGAUAGUGGUAACGAAAUGGUCAAGGAGAACGCCGGUGAGGAUCGCCUAAUCGAGGAACCCACGGACGAUAUCCUCACGAAGGAUGACUUAAUGGAUGAGGUAAGCACAUGUAGCAAGGGUGUCCUAAAAAACAUCAUGCUGAAGCUUUUUACGAUCGUUUAUAACUUACUAGAUACGAUAGAAGAGCUGAAUGAAGAUUUUAUGAAAAAUUUGGAACAUGCCAUUUUUAAUUUCAAUUGUCCUCUGUGUCUAAUUUAUAUUAUUUUAAACAUUUUGAUUAAGAAGAAAAAAGAUAACGUGAGCGAAUUUAUUGAAAAGCUAAAAUAUAAGAUUUGCUUCUUCUUCGAAAUUGUAGAAUCUGUUCCGCACGAUAUGGUUUUCUGCAACAUUUUAAUCACGUUCAUAUUUCUGAUGAAGCAUUUUAAGAAAGGCGAUAUGAUGCCAUUUUUGACCACAGCUAGCCAAAAGCUAAAAAAAAUCUACGAUCAAGCAAUAAGCAAGGGGACAGACGACCAUAACAGUAUCAUGGUAAGGAACUGUAUCUAUCUAACCCAAAGUAUUUUACUAAUAGACAAGGGAGUAAAUAUCAGAAACGAUUUAUUUUUGAACAUUGAAAGGGAUUUAAAAAAUGGAAACACCUCCAUGAAUAUGCUGAAUAAUCUAAUUAUCUUGACUUACUACAUGAUCAUAAAUUUCGGAAGUUCAUGCAACAAAUUUGUAUACAUCCUUCUACGUUUUUUCAAACAUGAAAAUAGUUUUAUUCGUUAUUUGUCUUUUUAUAUGAUAUCAAAAUUAAUAUCCGAGGAUUACAUAAAGUUUAGCAACCAUUUUUUCUUCGCAUUUUUGUACCUCCUGGCGGAUAAGAACGAAACGAUACAGAAGCAAUCCCUGUCCGUUUUUAAGCACAUCCUUUUGAUAUAUAAUAAGGCGAAUUUAAUCAACUACAUCAUUGAGUUCAUCUUUGUGCUGAAUAACUUUUACCAAUUCAAGUUGAGUAAGCAUUUGGCAAACAUGGCGAACAGUUACGAAAUAAAGGAUAAGAAGGACCGAUACAUCAUAUAUCACUUUCUCCUUGAAAACCUGAACAAUAGUGAGAAGUUUUCUCUCCAACAGAAAUUAAUUAAUGACUACCUAAUACAGUAUGUCUAUAAUUAUGAUAAUUUUUACUUCUGCGAAGAAGAUGUAAAUGAAAAGAAAAAUGGAAACAGGAGAAAUGUGAUCCCCUUGAAUGAUGAUGAUAAUGAAGGAGCCGUCUUACAAGAUGUCCUAAAUAUUUUAUCAUCCAAAUUAAUGAAAAUAAAAAUAAAAAAAGAUUUCACCAAAUUGGAAGAAAAAAACAAAAAUCUCAAAUUUAAAAAUGUGGAGAAUAGUGUUAAAGUUUUAAAUGACUUAAUGAAAAAUAUUUUAAAAAAAAAUACCCUCCCGAUUUUGUUGUCCCUGAGGGCAAUUAUGCUUAAGGCCAAAUCUUUUUUCUACAAAAAUAUAAAUAAUUUGAUUAUUUACCUUUGUCUGGAUUAUCGAGAUUCUCUAGAUGACCUAAUCCCAGAGGUUCAUGUUAGAAAUGAGAUUGCAAAUGACUUACAAAAUUUCAUCUACGUAGACUUAAUCCAAUUGCACACUGAUCAGGAUGAUCCCUUUCGGACGAACAACAAGGUCGUUAAUAUCAAUGUGAAUUUUCUGGAGUUGUCUCAAAACCAGUUCAUCGAGGAGAACCUGGAACGGGAACACCAACUUCAGAUGCAGAAAAGGCCCGCCGCUGAUUAUCACCACAGCGACAGCGAAAGCGAGUACGAGGAGGUCCACAAUGUGCUCCACGGGAUUCACGACCUUCCGGGCGAUUCCUCCAGGAAAAAGAGUGCGCGAAGUAGGCGCAAAUAA
Plasmodium knowlesi strain H is the source of this 4998-nucleotide messenger RNA. Its product is annotated as condensin-2 complex subunit D3, putative. The transcript has 5 exons. The record is from RefSeq and is a predicted model, not a curated record. NCBI's taxonomy places the organism in Eukaryota, Apicomplexa, Aconoidasida, Haemosporida, Plasmodiidae. Gene Ontology annotation, cellular component: condensed chromosome, centromeric region. Gene Ontology annotation, molecular function: histone binding. Gene Ontology annotation, biological process: meiotic chromosome condensation; mitotic chromosome condensation. Bases 1 to 4998 code for a protein of 1665 amino acids.